AUGUACGUGAGCUACCUGCAGCUGGACAAGGACCCCGCCAUGUACCCGCACCAGAACCCGGUCACGCGCCACCCGGGCCUGAGCCUCAGCCCGCAGAACUUCUCGGUGCCCGCCCCCCCGCAGUACCCGGACUUCGCCUCCUACCACCACCACCACCACGGCAUCGGCAACGAGCAACACCCGGCCCAGCAAGCCCCGCCGGCGGCCGGCGGCUGGAGCCCGGCAUACCCGCCUCCUCCGCCCGCGCGGGACGACUGGUCCUCGCAUCCCUACGCGCCUCCCGCGGCCUCCUCCGUGACCGGUACGGUGGGCACCACCCUGGGAUUCGGGCCCACGGAGUUCCCCGGCCAGCCGCCUGCGCUGAUCCCCGCCUCCCUGAACGCCUCCGCGGGGCCACUGUCCCCCGGCUCCCCGCGGAGGAGGACCCCGUACGAGUGGAUCCGCACCUCCGCGCCGCCCAGCAACCCCAAUGGAAAGACACGAACUAAAGACAAAUACCGAGUGGUUUACACCGACCACCAGCGGCUCGAGCUCGAGAAGGAGUUUCACUACAGCAAAUACAUCACCAUCAGAAGGAAGGCGGAGCUUGCCACGGCACUCAGUCUGUCAGAGAGACAGGUAAAGAUUUGGUUUCAGAACCGGCGAGCAAAGGAGCGCAAGAUCAACAAGAAGAAACUCCAGCAGCCGGCUUCCUCUACCACUACGCCAACCCCUCCCACCGGCAGUAACGGCAGCGGCGGAGGAGGUGGAGGCAAUGGCCUCCAUGCAAACGGGAGCAGCAACGUCGCGAUGGUGACAAGUAGCAGUGGGAGCAACGGGCUGGUGUCUCCUUCUCUAGCUCUGAACAUCAAAGAGGAGUACUGA
This is a messenger RNA of Pelmatolapia mariae (spotted tilapia), 864 nucleotides long. RefSeq names its product caudal type homeobox 1 b (gene cdx1b). Bases 1 to 864 code for a protein of 287 amino acids. Gene Ontology annotation, cellular component: nucleus. The transcript has 3 exons. Lineage: Eukaryota; Metazoa; Chordata; Actinopteri; Cichliformes; Cichlidae. Gene Ontology annotation, molecular function: RNA polymerase II transcription regulatory region sequence-specific DNA binding; DNA-binding transcription factor activity, RNA polymerase II-specific. The record is from RefSeq and is a predicted model, not a curated record. Gene Ontology annotation, biological process: embryo development; animal organ morphogenesis; cell differentiation.